AGUUUUCGUCCCAAGCACAGCCAAUUCCCGAAAGGCCAUGAGCUGGGGCAAGGGAGCGCAUCCCUGGAGCAACUGGGGUGAUUCCUGGGGUCAGGAUGCCUGGAGUCAGCCCCCUUGGAAGGGAAACGAUGGCAAGGGUGGCAAAGCGAUGACCAGCGGCCCCUAUGCCAAGGAGCUCAAACCUGGUGACUGGAUUUGCCCUACCUGCGGUGACCACCAGUUUGCCCGAAACUGGUAUUGCAAGAUGUGUGCACAAUCCGGGCAAGGCGGCAUGGGCGGAAUGGGCGGAAUGGGCGGAAUGGGCGACCAGAUGGACCCCAUGUCUGCCAUGAUGGCCAUGAUGAUGAUGGGCGGCGGGGGAAAGGGCAUGGGUGGCAAAGGGACGAUGGGAGCAGUGAAGGGCGACCCCAAGCAAAUGGUUUAUGUCGGAAAUCUGGACUUCAAGGUGACGUGGCAAGCGCUGAAGGAUCAUAUGAAACAGGCUGGCAAAGUCCAGUUCUGCUCUGUGCUGACAGAGGAUGGCACGGAAUGGAGCAGGUCAAAGGGUAUGGCCUGUGUGCGAUUUGAGACUGAGCAGGAGGCCAACAAUGCCAUCCAGAUGCUGAACGGGGUCGAGCUGCAGGGCAGACCCCUCAAGGUUGAUCACUGGCAGGGAAAAACUGGGUAGAACCUCGCCUGAGUGAGCACCGGCCGCGGCCAAAGUGGUGAGCUCCAAUCUAGCACGCCAGCGUCGGAAGAUUGGGCUUCGCUGUCAGCAUGUGACGCAUUAGGCGUUGACAGAGCUGGCUAUCACAGUUGG
Messenger RNA from Effrenium voratum, 799 nucleotides. The record is from the annotation of a GenBank genome assembly. NCBI's taxonomy places the organism in Eukaryota, Dinophyceae, Suessiales, Symbiodiniaceae.